Phytophthora nicotianae INRA-310 is the source of this 1458-nucleotide messenger RNA. RefSeq lists its product as hypothetical. The record is from RefSeq and is a predicted model, not a curated record. Bases 1 to 1458 code for a protein of 485 amino acids. Lineage: Eukaryota; Oomycota; Peronosporomycetes; Peronosporales; Peronosporaceae. The transcript has a single exon.
AUGGUGUCGAUAUCGACAUCCUUGAUGCUUGCACUGCUAUCGCUGCAAUGGCGAGGGUGCCGAAACGUGAGUUCUUGUGAAUAUCGUGUGACGGGGUUACCCCAGCAUUCCCAAGCUGCCGAUGCAGUUGUCGUGUUUCAUCCUGUUGCUGGAGAGGAAUGGAGCCUUUACCCGAGCAACAACAGGCCUCCAACAACACUUCAGACCGUCCAGCCUGGUGCAGCGUUCAUUGCUGUCAAUUUCAAGCAACUCAACUUGUUGCCUGGAGACAAACUCGUCCUGCGUGACCCCAGUGGCUCGAUAUCAGUCAAUGUCACGGCAAACUCCCGCCACAAUAUGGAGACCAGCAACGAAUGCCCGUAUUCCUUGCUGCUACAGACACAUCCGUUCUUGAUCAAAGGCGACACAGUCGUGAUUGAAUAUUUUCCGAGUAUUUCGACGCUUAUGCUCCCAAUCGGUCCAAGACGUGCUAUCCCAGUAGUAGUAGUGGACUCGUAUGUGUACGUCAUUUACGGUCCUUCGAUUGUUGCAGUCGACACGGAAAGCACCGUUGGAGCUGAGGAUGAAGCCAAAGAAGCUGUCUGCUAUCGAAAUACCCAGCCCAAAAUGUACGCAAAGGCUCGAGCCGUGGCAAGACUGAUGAUCCGCACGAAGCAGGAGCAAGAAUUCGACGGCUCUGAACAAGCGACGAGUUGGUCGUUCUGCACUGGAUGGCUCAUAGGACGAGGCAAUUAUUUGAUCACCAACCACCACUGUUUGAAAGAUGCAGCUGUAGUCGACCAGAAACGGACAGAAGGCGCUCUCUCCAAUAUCAUCAGUCGAUUCUGGCCCGGUACUUAUUCUCCAACAGGCAGAGCUAAUCGCGUCGUGGAGGCUGUGGUUGGCUUCAUGGCCGAGACCAAAUCGUGUCGGGAUGCAGGCUUCGUGGGGGAAAAAGUUGGCGUUGUGGAAGCCACGCGAGUCUUGGUGGUCACGGAGAAUCCGGCGCUGGACUAUGCUCUGCUUCGGGUGCUCACGAAUGGUUUAGCAACGGACUUGACGCGACGAUAUGGCUACUUGCGCCUCCGUGCUGCCGGUCCUGUGGAAGGUGAAGCCAUCUAUAUCCCACAACAUCCACGCGGUGAACCCAAGGAGAUCGCAGCAACGAAAGAUGGAAAACCCGCAGUGAUUGAGAUGUCGGCGUCGAGAUCGAUCGAUUCCUCGGGAUAUAUUCGUGGCGGCGAAAAAAGCCGCAUCGAUCCAAGUGUCUGGUACAAUGCCGACACCGAGCCUGGUUCGUCCGGCUCGCCCGUGCUGAGUCGGAAAGAUAACACCGUUGUGGCACUGCAUCGCGCCGGUAACUCCGAGACCGCGCAGUCGAAUUCCACUGAGCUUUUCAACAUGGGUGUGCGCAUUGACCUGAUUGCGCGAGACCUUGAGCGACGCAACGUUCUGCCUCGGAACGCGUUGGUUUCGUGA